AUGAAGCAAUGUGAAAUAAAUAUGGAAAUCGGGUAUACUGGAUGUGCAGAUCGCAAAACGUGCUGGCUACCCAAAAUCCACCGUCGGCAAAUGCUGAAUUGGAGGAUAAGCUGUUAUUUCCUUCUCUUUCCGUCUCAUUCAUCUCAUGUUGCUCGCAUUGACUGGCUGGUUAUGACGGUUCAGUACUCCUUAGCUGCAGCGACAGCAACUGGGCUCACCUUCUGGCGUCUUUUGAGACUGUGGCGUGGUUCAGUAUGGAAGCUUGUGGUGGUAGAACUUAUCGUAUGGGCUGUGUGUUGUGUAGCUUUGGCAAUAAGUUACUUUUUUCUCGUGAAGGAUGGUGCGAAUGACGAGGCGUACUGUAGCGUUCUUGUCCAAUUGGAUUCGCUACCAGUAAAGGCUUCGUUAUCUGUACUGCUCGGCUUCACGGCUCGGACAUGCAUGAACAGAUGGAUGGAAGUGUACAAGUCACUAAUGUGGCCGGAGGGUCUUGCGUUGAUGUUCAAUUCGUUUUUCGAUGAUGACGCACUACCACCCGCGACAUCGAGAGCCGUCCGCCACUCUGUCUACCGUUAUCUCUUGCUCUGCUACAUCCUAAUACUUCGAGAUAUAUCGAUAUCAGUGAAAAAGCAGUUCCCGACCUAUAAACAUUUAAUUAAAGCGAAACUGUUGACUAAUGAGGAAUUGAAGCUCUUCGACUCGGCAAAUAUUGAACCUGACUACUGUCGUUACUGGAUUCCAGUGCUGUGGAUUGCUCAAACUAUCAAGAAGUAUUAUGUUCCGCAACAUGAAAGGAGUGCAGGGCAAAGAAGCGUGAUGAAGCAUGCACACUACGGGCUGGAUAACAAGGUCCCACAAGAUAACAAGAUGGCUCGUCUUCGUGCGACCCUUGGUGACAUUCUCUGCUAUGACUGGAUCCCAAUUCCUUUGGCAAACACACAGACCAUCACUUUUGCUGUGUAUUCCUACCUUAUUGUAGAUGGUAUACUCCAGCACUACCCCCUUUGCAAAUAUGAAGAGUUAAAUAUAGUUGCACUAGCAAGUCGGUUUGCAUUCAGUCUCUUGUUGAACACAUUUUAUUUGGGUUGGCUAAAAUGUAGUCAAGUAAUACUGAAUCCUUUUGGACUGGAUGACGACGACUAUGAGGCCAACUCGCUAGUCGAUAUGUAUCAACGAAAUCUAGCAGCAAUUUUAACACGACCAGAAAAAACUCCACCUGUUCAAACACACGUGCAUCGAACGCUACCACAUACAGUAGCAAGUGCGCUACUAAGCGGGAGAAGCGAGACAUCCUUGGUUGGUUCGAUGGCAGGAAAGCAAAUACCAGCGAGCGGACAAGAGAUUGUGAGUGCAAUGCGUCCUACAAAAGAAAAGUAG
Molecule: messenger RNA, 1377 nt
Organism: Necator americanus (New World hookworm)
Lineage: Eukaryota; Metazoa; Nematoda; Chromadorea; Rhabditida; Ancylostomatidae
Exons: 14
Coding region: 1-1377 (458 amino acids)
Molecular function (GO): chloride channel activity
Source: RefSeq, a predicted model, not a curated record